Pristis pectinata (smalltooth sawfish) is the source of this 2069-nucleotide messenger RNA. RefSeq names its product RIO kinase 1 (yeast) (gene riok1). Gene Ontology annotation, biological process: maturation of SSU-rRNA. The record is from RefSeq and is a predicted model, not a curated record. The coding region runs from base 75 to 1760 and encodes 561 amino acids. Gene Ontology annotation, molecular function: ATP binding; protein serine/threonine kinase activity. The transcript has 17 exons. Lineage: Eukaryota; Metazoa; Chordata; Chondrichthyes; Rhinopristiformes; Pristidae. Gene Ontology annotation, cellular component: cytosol; preribosome, small subunit precursor.
GCGCUGUGUGUCACUUCCUCUUUGGAGCGGCAGGGCCGCCGUGGGCCGAGCACGGCGUGGUGACGGCCGUGGGGAUGAGUGCGCUCGGUUGCUGGGGAGACGCGCCCGUUCCUGGACAGUUUGACGACGCUGAGUCCGGUGAGAGUGAUGGUGGCUGUUCUGAGAAAACACAAAAGGAGGUUGGAAGGGCAGAGAAGAAGAUUGAGAUUCUGCAGCUGAAUAAUCCAGAUGAAGAGGAAUUUCCUAUUGAGAGUGAUGAAGGUGAAGACUGGGACUGGGAUGAUUGUGAGGGAGACCUCACCAAGCGUUAUACUGCUUCCAGGAAUAACAGUCAGCAGGCAAAUAGACAAACUUCCGAUAAUUCGGCGAGGAUGUCCACUCCUCCAGACAAGGCACUGAGAAAAUUUGAACAUAAGAUUAAUCUCGAUAAACUAAAUUUUGCUGACUCUGUGAUAAACAAAGUAACUGAAAAGUCAAGGCAGAAACAUACAGACAUGUAUCGAGUUAAAGAUAAAUCUGACCGAGCUACAGUAGAACAGGUUUUGGAUCCAAGAACUCGAAUGAUUCUGUUUAAAAUGCUGAGCAGAGGAGUGAUCUCUCAAAUCCAUGGAUGUAUCAGCACGGGCAAGGAGGCAAAUGUUUAUCAUGCAACUACAAACAGUGGAGAAAGCAGAGCAAUAAAGAUCUACAAAACUUCAAUCCUAAUAUUUAAAGAUCGUGAUAAAUAUGUUAGCGGUGAAUUCAGAUUUCGCCAUGGAUACUGCAAGGGAAAUCCAAGAAAAAUGGUGAGGACAUGGGCAGAGAAGGAGAUGAGAAAUUUGAUCAGGUUGCAGACAGCAGAAAUACCUUGCCCAGAGCCAAUCAUGCUGAGGAGUCAUGUGCUUGUUAUGGGUUUUGUUGGUAAAGAUGAUAUGCCAGCACCACUGUUGAAGAAUGCUCAUUUGUCUGAAUCCAAGGCCAGGGAGCUUUAUCUUAUUAUUAUUCAAUAUAUGCGAAGAAUGUACAAGGACGCCCGACUGGUUCAUGCUGAUCUCAGUGAAUUUAACCUGUUGUACCACAAUGGGGGAAUUUAUAUAAUUGAUGUAUCCCAAUCAGUAGAACACGAUCAUCCAUGUGCUUUGGAAUUUCUCCGAAAAGACUGUCUCAAUAUUAAUGAAUUUUUCCGUAAACACGACGUUGCUGUGAUGACUGUGCGAGAGCUUUUUGAAUUUGUCACAGAUCCUUCAAUUGCAGAAGAUAACCUUGAUGCUUACCUUCAAAAGGCAAUGGAAUUAGCUGCAAAUAGAACAGAGGAGGAACGAUCCAAUCAGGACAAAGUAGAUGAAGAGGUGUUCAAAAAGGCCUACAUUCCCAGGACUCUAAAUGAAGUGAAGCAUUAUGAACGAGAUGUUGACAUUAUGACAAAGUCCAAGGAGGAGAAUAUUUUAGAUAAACAGCAUGACAAUAUUCUGUACCAGACAGUAACAGGAAUGAAGAAAGACUUGACGGGUGUACAACAGAUACCUGCUCUUCUUGAGAAUUCAGAAGAAAGUGAUGAACAAUCUAAUUCUGAUCAUGACGACUCUGAAUCAGAGCUCGAUCCUGAAGGAGGAGGAGAAAAGACCCCUCUGAAAAAGCAUAUUCAGGAAGAUGAAACUAGCAGAAAGGAUAGAAAACGAUUAGUUAAAGAAGCCCAACGAGAAAAACGAAAAAACAAAGUGCCUAAACAUGUCAAAAAAAGAAAAGAAAAGGUUGCUAAAAUGAAGAAAGGGAGAGCUUAGACAUUUGAAUGACUUUGUUUUGCAUCAGCUGUUGUGUGUUGAUUGACAGCCUUCACAAGAUUAUGAAAUGAGGACUGCCAUUCCCAGCUUGGUUCAUGUGUCCAGGGAGAUCCUAAAGCUCCCACAUUGCAGUGGCUGUUGUUUCUCAAAUAAUUUCUGCGUUUCUUCCUUCAUGUCCCAGUCUCUACUUCCUCAGUCCUUGUGUAAUGAUGGAUGUUCCCUUGUUGCCAAAAGUUAACUUCAUCAGUUGUGAACACUGCAACGUGCUUUCCCAGUGUAAAAUAAUAAAUAAUCUUGAUAUGAAUGAAA